Messenger RNA from Aedes aegypti (yellow fever mosquito), 3326 nucleotides. RefSeq lists its product as uncharacterized. Bases 1488 to 2495 code for a protein of 335 amino acids. NCBI's taxonomy places the organism in Eukaryota, Metazoa, Arthropoda, Insecta, Diptera, Culicidae. The record is from RefSeq and is a predicted model, not a curated record. The transcript has 6 exons.
CACCUAAAUUUGUCACCGACAUCAACAGGCUGCUGAGUUCGUAGGUUUGCUCUUCUCUCUGCUUCGCUCUCUCACUUCGGCUGGACCAAACAGCAUUUAGCCGCUGAUAACAAAACUCUGAUCUCACCAGCCUCAUCCAAGAACUGUAGAUACUCUCAAUGGGAUGCGAGGAAAACUGUUUUUCGUUGCGAGAGGUCUUUUCCACGGGAGAGUGAGUGCAUCGGAAAAGUAACGUUCCUUGUUUUUCACAAUCUUCGCGCACGCCUCAUAUCGAAAAUUUUUCUCGACCGUCGUGCAAGUAAAUCAAUUUUCGUUCCGUUCGCUGCCGUUUGUAUCUAUAGGGUAAGGCGAGAGGCGUUGUUCGACUUUGAUACAACUGUUUUAUGGAAUAGAAGCGAAAAAAGCGUAUUUGAGUGAACUCGUACAAGUGCUCUCGUGCCCGGGGCAAAGUGUGAAUAGUGUCCAGGUCAGUGUUAUAAAGUGCUAUCUAUUCAAGUGCCAAUUGAUGUGAAAGCAAAGUGCUGUGGGAAAAUCGCGGUUGUCUCAAAAGAGCAAGGGAAAACUAGCAAUCGAAUGGGGCUAGCGUCGAAGGAUGAUAAAGACGGAAUGCGGUGAAAUAGUGAUGAAAGCUUUUGGUAUCGUUUUCUAAGUGAAUUUCCCAGCUCGUGCUCACCAUAUGAUGUUGAAAAGAUAAGGGUCAUGGAAAAUGCUAAAACUUAAUAGUGAAAUAAACGUAGUAUAUUGGAUGGUGCUAGAGAGUUUUGCCAAAGUGAUAGCAAGAAAUAAUCAUUGCAAAUAAAAUUGGGGCGGAAAGCAUUUCGGCACGAUCUGGUGAAAUUGCUUUUUGUACCACGGUAUGCGUGUCUGUAGUGGGAUGUUGUGUGAAUGGCGGUGAAAUACCGCAUACAUCAUUAGUGGAUAAUUAAUCGUUCGGCAGGAAUUUUCUUCGGCAUCACUCGCUAGUUUUCAUCGUGGACGUGGGCUUAGGACUAUGAGUGACUGGCUUUGUUUGUACGUCAGUGUAAUGGAGAGAAGAGCAAAGGUACAGAUGGUGGUAUGCAGCAUCUCAUGCUAGAAUUGGAUUAUUUCCAAGUCACAAUGAGCUUGAAUGAUACCCGACAGCGUACACUUAUUAAAGCUUUAAGAUACUCAAAGAAGCCUCUCUCAGCCGAUAGCCAUCUGUAGAAGCAUGAUAAAUGUAAUCAUUCACCUCUACGAUGUGGGACACUGAAGGAUAAUAAUAAAUAUCCGUUGGCUUGCACCUCCCCUCUGCUCAAGCAACUAGCAAUGGCUUACCUUAAAAGGUCUCAUACUGGUCACUGGAUCUGUUGGAAAACAGCGAUGUAAGAUAUCAAUCGGGGACCACACAGAUUAUCUGCAAACGAUUACUCGUGCCAUCAGUAUCACGGAACGUUUUCCAUAUUUAGACAGCCGUUUUUACCCAUUCACAGUAGAAUCCCCCUUUCAUCUAGUCGCACGACGAGGAAAUGCAUUUUUGGAUCGAUAAGCGCUCGCAAGCUUGUGGUUUUGGUAGAGCACGGGUGGCAGCUUCCCUGUCCGGUGGUGGAGGGCUCGGUUUCGGGCAUCCCAGACGAAUACCCAGAAAAUCAAUGGUUACCCCAAUACAUCGGUUUCAAACGGUCGACUGCACCAGGCCUCAUCUCUAUCGACAACAGCAACAGCAGCAGCAGCAACAACAGCAACAAUCACAGAACAGCAGUCAUCACCAAAAUUACCACCAGCAACAGCAUCAACAGGCGAGCAGUAAUCAGUCGCACAUUCAGCAUCAUCAAGCUCAGCUUCAUAGCAGUGGCCACUACAAUCAGCAUAAUAGUAUAGUUUCGCCGCCAACGCAUCACUCACAGGUCUCGUCGCAAAACCAUCACCUUCAUCAACAGGCACAGCAGGCAAAUAGUUACCAUGUACCAGUUGCAGUUAAUCACAUUUAUAGCAAUUCAUCAUCGCAUCCGAAUGCAAUCGAAAUCGAUCAGAACAGCGGGACGCUCGGAAUCGGAACGCUGAACCAACAUGUGCCCCACGUUGGACAUGAUGCUCAACUGCUGCCAGCACAUCUCAAAUGCGGCAUGUGGGCUUCACUUGCCCUGGCGACGGUGUUCGUCGCGGGAGCCAAAUUCUACUUCGACCAUCAGGGUACCGGACUCGAAGUGCUUAUAUUUUGCGCAUUCUCGGCAACGUUUUUCCUAGCAGCAUGCACAGUUUCACUUUGUCGACGUCCACGGGAUAUGCAAAUGCCCGUUAAUAAUGUGAUAUCGGAGACGAUCUCCAAUGGAGACCAAAACUCCCUACAGAACAAUCCGGACCUAGUGAGCGGAACUCCUGCGACGCUAUUAAAUGGCAGUCUCGGAGGGACACAGCAGAAUUCGCUGGGUGUGCUGGCACCUCCGCCUCCCUACCAUAUUGCCAUUCUGCUGCCGGAAAGUACGAAGGAAACGGAUGAAACGCCGCCGCCAUCAUACGAUAAAAUAGUGAUAUAAUAAUUAUUAAAACAGAAUCAACUUGAUACCGUAUGAGUUACAAUUGCACACCCAUCCGCAUAUGGUCAUGGCCUAUAUUUAUAUGGAAGCCCACGAUAUGAAGCCCUUUGAAAACUUCAAUGCUGUGCAACUGGGGUGUACUUUAUGAGUAGCCGUAUUUGGCGCGGUUGUUUUCCAGAAUGGUUUUCUGGCGCUUGUUCAAAUUAAGUCAUGUUAAGUAAGCAUGCUUGUUAGUUGCGUUUGUUAAGAUGAUUUUUUGUUGAUACACUUGCAUUGCAAUCUUCUGUGGGAUUUAGAACAGUACAAGCAAAAGCAAGAGUUAGAAGAUUUCUUGGGAAAUCACUUGAUUUCUCUCUUAGUUAGAACUUUUAUUUGAAAAGCAGAAAUUAUCAGUUGGUGAAUAAGUCUACCACCAAUUCAAGUUUUCUAUCAAUUAUAUUCAUGUCGUACGCGAAGCAAACCAAUUGACAGCUGAGUUAUCUUUGUCUUAUCCAGCAAAUUUUUAUAGUCCAUCUCUUCCAGGCGGGCGGUUCGCUGUAUAGAUCAAGUAUUCUUCCUAGAUGUAUGGAACCAAAUUAUGAAAUCCCUGGGAGGUUUCUGAAAAAAUACUGGACGUUUUCUGACGAAAACCCUGGUACGAUUAUGAUGAGAAUCCUGAAAAUAUUAUAAUAAGAACCCUUUGAAAAAUCUCUUUGAGAAUGCCGGAAUUUCAGGUGAGAUCUCUGCAAUGUCUCUUAUGAGAAUCCUAGAAAGUUUGAAUAUAAUCGUUGAAAGAUGUAAUAUGAAUCUUGAAAGAAUUAUCCAAAUCUUGAAAGAAAAUCCAAAACAAUU